Pipra filicauda (Wire-tailed manakin) is the source of this 913-nucleotide messenger RNA. RefSeq names its product mitochondrial ribosomal protein S33 (gene MRPS33). Gene Ontology annotation, cellular component: mitochondrion. The record is from RefSeq and is a predicted model, not a curated record. The transcript is spliced from 3 exons. Bases 315 to 635 code for a protein of 106 amino acids. Lineage: Eukaryota; Metazoa; Chordata; Aves; Passeriformes; Pipridae.
UCAUUGCCCCACGUAAUAGAUGCUCAGGUGGAAGUGCUGCCCUGCAGUCACUGAAGAGCUUCUGCCUUCUCACACUAGGCCUGCUGCCUUGGCUUGAGGUCUCUGAUACUUAGCCUUCCUUUUUGUUAAUUUUUCCAUUUCUCUCUCAGACUCAGGUUACUUGUAAUUACGUGCUUCGUUUUUUUCCUGCUUCCUUUUAUAGAGCUCUACUCACAGGAGUAAAUCAAAGCAGACAGUUGUACAUCAGGUCCUGCAGUGGGCAAAUGUAUGAAAGUCCAUCUGUCUGUCUAUGUGUGCCCACUCUUCCUUGAGACAUGUCCAGUGUUUCCAGUUACGCCCUCCGAAUGGCCCGGCUGAGUGCUCAGAUAUUCGGAGAUGUUGUCAGGCCAACUGACUCAAAAUCUAUGAAGGUGGUGAAGUUGUUCAGUGAGCAGCCCUUGGCCAAGAGGAAGGAGGUGCACAGCUGGUACCCUCCUCACAACACCUACUACGCCCUCAUGAAGAAACUCCGUUACUUUGGUCUCUACAGGGAUGAGCAUCAAGACUUUAAGGAGGAGAUGAGGCGACUGAAAAAGCUCCGUGGGAAGGAAAAACCAAAGAAGGGGGAAGGAAAGAGAGCUCUCAAAAAGAAAUAGUUCUAUUUGAACAAUAUAAUUAUCUACUCUGGAAAUGCUGGAGAACAGCUGGAGAGGGUUUGGCAUGUGAGCUGCGUGUGGGGCACAAGAAACACACUGUGAAAUAGUGGACUCCACCCUGGAAAUGCAGUUGGGUCUCUGAAGUUUUAUUGGGUUUGAGUUUCUGUGCUUUAAAUAUACUGUAUAUUGUAGCACAUUAUUUUGUCAGAGCCCUCUCUUACCCAAGUAAUAAAAACAGUAAUAAAAAAAAAAAAGUACUCAGUGUUUUUCUUGACACC